UGAAGCUGCUCAGGGUUUCAAACCACUGAAUGACGUACUAGAGCUCAAAAUGACCGGUCGGGUCGUUACAAAAGGCAUCGUCACGGUAAUGUUAUAUUUUGAAUUGUCAAAAAGUAUCUUAUUGUGCCUUGGUUCUUGCCCUUUCCCCGUUCCCAAUCUAGCCAGUGCCAUGAAAUGGUCCUCCAACGCGCAUGCCAUUACUUGUGCAUAUUCAUUAUCCAGUAUUAUUCCAUAAAAGUAUUCCAUGCUAUGUGUGUUUUCCCAUGUAUAUAAUAUUCUUUGAAUACAUACAUGCCUUUUCCUUUGCAUAAGUUGAACGAGCAGUUUUAUUACAUAGUACUGCUCCACUCCUUGUGUAUUUUAUGUUUGUGUCUAUCAUUGUCCUUCCUUCAUGGGAAUGAGCAAACAAAAAUCUAGUCAAUGAGUAAGGCAUGGCCUCUAUUGUGGACUUUGAUAUCUAUGAUGCAGCAUAUGGGGAAGCGCAAGAGUUGCUUGCCGGAUAUUGUAAAUUACUGGCUAUUGAUGGCAAUUUCUUCCCAAUUAAUUUUAACAUGUGGUCAGGACCGUCAGGUAUUCCUAAAAUUUAUAAGGAAGACUGCUUUGAAACUAUGCUAAAGGUAUUACACAUAUGUCUAUUUAUUGUAACUAGAUUUUUAUGCAUGUAUAGAAAACUAACUUUAUUUUUCUUUUUCAUUUGAAGCCCCGGUUCUUUUUUUAGGACUACCAAUGCCAUUGCAUAUAGAUAUUGAAAUGCUAGUUUGAAUAAGAAGUGGGCUACACAUAGACAUAGGUUGUGGGAUGAAUUUUAUGACCCGGCCAAAAGCAGAACUGAACUUUUAAGCAAUGUGCCAUCAGGAAAGUUGUAGAAGAAAUAAAGAAAUUUGACGCAAGCAAACAAUGCCUCAGACUGGUGGAUCCAAAGCUAACUCGAGACGACGACAUGAGAUGUUUUUGGAAACUGGAGAAUAUCCUACUCGGGGAAAGAUGUUUAUCGAAACUCAUAAGAGAAAUGAUGGAUUAUUUGUAAAUAAUGAGGCAAGGACUAUAGUAGUAAGUUCAGCUUUGGAACAAAUUGAAUUGACUCAAGGCAAUGCCAAUGAAUCUAAAAUUUUCUCAGAUGAUAUUAUUGGCAAGGUGUUAGGGGCAGAGCAUUCUGGAAGGGUACAAUGUAUGGGUAUGGGAGCAGCUCCUUCAAAUACAUCCAAGAAUAUCAAACAACGACUUAACGGGCUGAACCAUUCUUCAUCUAGCUUCGGUACAUCAUCUGCAACUUUCACUUAUUUACAACAAGAGGUCACUCAUUUGAAGUCCCAAUUAGUAGAUACCUUACAACACUGAAAGCUUACAUGAUAUCAAAGGAAGGAAAAAUUCCUGAACAAUUUGUUGGUCUGUUUGCUCCUCAACCACAUGUAACUGAAUUGUCACGAGGAUAUAGUCCUCAUCUUGGUCAUAGCUAGAUAAUUUUAAGGAAGCAUUAAAAUUUUAAAUAUGGUAUAAUGGUCAGAUUUUUUAUCUAAAUAUUCUUUCUAUUGUUUCAAGCCAAGUGAUGAUGCACAGAGUGAACCUACCUCACCGGUUGAUGAAAGAGGAUCAUCGGGCAACAGUUACCAGAAUCACCAAGCAAAUACUGAGAAUGUUAUUUAUUUAAUGUGGAACUACUAUUGCUUUUAUGGAUUUUAAGUAGUAAUGUGUAGGAGCUACUUUAGUUUAUAUUGCUUUAGUAUGAUUUGUAGUACUUGAAUUUGUGACUGUUGCUAUUGUGGAUGAUUAAUGAAAUUUGAUUGUUGUUA
Nicotiana tabacum (common tobacco) is the source of this 1790-nucleotide messenger RNA. The record is from RefSeq and is a predicted model, not a curated record. Lineage: Eukaryota; Viridiplantae; Streptophyta; Magnoliopsida; Solanales; Solanaceae.